This is a messenger RNA of Nematolebias whitei (Rio pearlfish), 1895 nucleotides long. RefSeq names its product muscleblind-like splicing regulator 1 (gene mbnl1). The record is from RefSeq and is a predicted model, not a curated record. The transcript has 5 exons. Gene Ontology annotation, molecular function: metal ion binding. Lineage: Eukaryota; Metazoa; Chordata; Actinopteri; Cyprinodontiformes; Rivulidae. The coding region runs from base 1056 to 1877 and encodes 273 amino acids.
CUCUCUCUCUCUCUCUCUCUCUCACUGUUGGUGCUCUGCUCUGCACAGCUCCUUUACUCAUUCGCUGCUGAUUCACGCGCUCCCUCGCUUGCCUCUCCUCUGCCAGUCGCUCUGCCUUGUUGUGUUCUGCCUGCCUGCCUGAGAAUGGUCCAGCUGGUGCCUAAGGGUCUGCUGUCGCGGCCUGUCUGAGCACACGCAUAAACAUACAGAGCCAGUCGACACGCGGAUGCCCACGCACACUAACUGGAGAGCUAUGUGAGAGAGGAAGUGCCUUCCCUGAUGUCUGCUGCAGCUUUGACCUGCUUCUACAGCUGAAGCUCCACCCUCCCCCCCUUGCUCGCUCGCUUGCUGCCACAGUAAUACGAAUAAAAGGACAGCAGCCACACCCUUCUCGCUGCCUACGCUCCGACCCAGACGUCCUCGCUCCACCGUCGCCAUUCACUGCACCCAGCUGGGCCCCAGCCACAGCUUUCCUCACCGGACGGCCGCUGCUGCUCACCACCAGCUGACCAGCCUUACCCCUGCAGCCCAGCACACCACCGGGCCCACACAGCAUCUCACACACCUUGCCUUUCACCUUCGCCUUUGACCCUUGAAGCCUGCGCUCAGUCCUCAGUGUCCUUAACCUUUCUGAAGCAGACUAUACCCAGACUGUCACCUUGGUUGCCUGCUUCACCACACCUAACCAGAGGGCUCUCUGUUGUAGAUGAGAGUAAGCAAUAAACAGGUUGAAAGACACGUCAAGACAAAACGGACAACUUGUUUGGUUAAGUUUUUUUUUUCUGGAUUAAGUAACAAGAGUUUGAUCAGGAAAAUGACUCAUUAGCAUCUACAGCAAACAUUGUCCUACAACAUUUCACUUUUCAAAAGGAGCUCUCUCAAUCUACUGAAACUUGUUUUUUUUUUUAUGUUCUAUUUCAUCAUAUCAUAGACAAUAACGACAACAACAGAAAAAUAAUCAAAAAGGACUCUGAAGUUGUGGAAUAAAACACUAUAAGUACUAAAUUCACAAUUGAACACAUCUCUUCGAGGGAUACUUUUGCUAAAGCGUUGCCAUGGCAAUGAACAUAGCACAUAUCCGUGACACAAAGUGGCUGACACUGGAAGUAUGCCGGGAGUUUCAGAGGGGCACCUGCUCGCGCUCCGACCAGGAGUGCAAGUUUGCUCAUCCAGCUAAAAGCUGCCAGGUGGACAACGGGCGGGUGAUCGCAUGCUUCGACUCGCUAAAGGGCCGUUGUUCCAGGGAGAACUGCAAGUACCUGCACCCCCCUCCCCAUCUAAAGACCCAGCUAGAGAUCAAUGGCAGGAACAAUCUGAUCCAGCAGAAGAAUAUGGCCAUGCUGGCCCAGCAGAUGCAGCUCGCCAAUGCAAUGAUGCCCGGCACACAGCUACCCCCUAUGUCUAUAUUCCCGGUGACGCCAGGCCUGGCUACUAACGCCAGCGCAGCAGCAGCUGCUGCAGCUGCAGCCUUUAAUCCCUACCUGAGCCCCAUGUCUCCGAGCUUGAUGCCUCCGGAGAUCCUGCCCAGCACCCCUGUCCUCAUGGCCUCCAGCCCCACCGUCAGCCAGGUCCCCAACGCUGCUGCAGCUCAGAAGCUGCUGAGAACAGACAGACUUGAGGUAUGUCGGGAGUACCAGAGAGGAAACUGUGCUCGGGGCGAAGGCGAGUGUCGCUUCGCUCACCCUGCUGACAGCACCAUGAUCGACACCAACGACAACACGGUCACCGUAUGCAUGGACUACAUCAAGGGUCGGUGCUCCAGGGAAAAGUGCAAGUACUUUCACCCUCCGGCACAUCUGCAGGCCAAAAUUAAGGCCACCCAGCAUCAGGUGAACCAGGCCACAGCAGCCGCAGCCAUGGUGAGCAGCUUUUAUUAGUCAGGUCACUCAUUUAAA